AUGGCGCGACCAUCCAGAACCCAACAGCUGAAAACCCCCAAGUUGAAGAUGAAGGUUUCGGUAUCUUACGAUUUGGAAGACCUGCAUGAGACUAAAGAGGAGGAGGAGAAGGGGAAGGGUAAGAAGAAGAAGAAGAAGAAGAGGAAGCAUAGGCCGGAUUCUGAUUCGGGCAGUGAAAGUGAGGCUUCUGUUUUCGAGAGUGAUAGUGAGUCUUCGUCGGUUACUGGGUUAGAGUGUUCAUCUGCUGAGAUUAGUUCGGAGGAUUACAGUUCAUCCUCGGAUUCAGAGGAAGAGAAGGGGCGGAGGAGGAAGAAGAAGCACAAGAUGAGAUUGAGGCGGAGGAGGUACAACUCGUCCUCGGAGUCUUCUGAUUCUGGCUCGGGUUCAUACUCGGAAUCUGAGGAGGAUAGGAGCAACAAACGAAAGAAGAAAUCCAACAGGAAGCGUUGA
Linum tenue is the source of this 450-nucleotide messenger RNA. The record is from the annotation of a GenBank genome assembly. NCBI's taxonomy places the organism in Eukaryota, Viridiplantae, Streptophyta, Magnoliopsida, Malpighiales, Linaceae.